AUGUUUUCCAACGCUAUAAAAUUAGAAAACUUAAACGAUUAUAACAAUGAUGCUGAGGAAUGCAUAAAGCCAUUUUUAUACAAGUCUAAUAUUGUGAACGAAGCUGACUUGGAGAAGCCAAACUUAAUCAGCAUAAAUAAAAAAAAUAAAAAAAAGAAAAAAGAAAGAGGAGAAAUAUCACUAACAGACUGUUUAGCAUGUAGUGGCUGUGUUACUAAUGAAGAGACGAAUUUUUUAAAAAGUCAAAAUGCAAUUGAAAUUUUGAAUCAUGUUAAAAAAAAAAAAAUCAACAUCAUAUCUUUAUCUUUACAAAGCGUAACAGCUUUAUCUGUGUAUUACAACUUACCAAUUUGGAAAACACAAAAAAAAUUAAGUUAUUUAUUCAAAUCUCUGAACUUUGAUUAUGUUUACGACUCAUCUGUGAGUGAAUUAAUAGCAUUAAAUGAGAGUAAAAAAGAAUUUAUGCAACAUUUUUCUGAAAACAUUAGAUCAGCAUGUAUAGGGGGAUCAGACAACGGCAGUAGUAUUAUUACCAAAUAUGGUAAGACUCAAAUGGAUGAUAUUGUAUAUACCCCUAGAGGAGAAUUAAACAAGAACAAUUUUAACAAUUUCCAUGAUAGUGAUAAGUUGAAAAGAACAACGGAUCAAAUUCAAAAAAGAGUACAAAAUGUAAGCAAAAGUGCGAAGAAGACACACACAGAAACAAACACAAGAAAGAAAAUGGAAGAGAACUUUUAUGAUACCCCUUUGCAUAAAAAAAAUGAAAAAGAAAAAAAAAAAAAAAAAAAAAAAAAACUCCCUUUGAUAUGCUCUCAUUGUAGUGGUACAGUUAUAUAUGGUGAAAAAAAUUUUGAUGAAGAAUUAUUAAAUUCAUUUAGUGAGAUCAAAUCGAGUCAGGACAUCCAAGGGAUUAUUUUAAAAAUAUUGCAUUUACAGAACACAAUAAAUGUUAUUCGUCCUUUGUUGGAAAAAUCACCAUUUAAGAAUUUUUUCAACAUGUGCAAUAACUACGAGUCAGAAUUUUUGUCAAUAUGCAGGAAACACUUUUUUAAGAACCAUAAUUUUUUGAAAUCUGAUUCAAGUGAAGGAUCAUAUACAAAAAAUGCCACUAGUACACAUGUUGGAAAAAGAGUAAAUGAUAAAGCCAAUAAUGACCAUACCAUUAGCAAUAUGGUCUCACCAAAUAUAUAUGACAUUAAUCAUGUGUAUCUGCUCUACUGUUUUGACAAAAAAUUAGAAGCUCAUAGAAGCAAUUUAGCAGAACAAAAUUCUCUAGACCAUAAUAUAUAUACGUAUAUAUCCAAUGCCAAUUCGUGCUCAUAUGAUUCGAUAAAGGUCCCCAAAAUUUUAAACGAAAACGAGAAGAAGAAUUUCUAUUGUGUUGAUGCUGUUCUAACUACUGUAGAACUAGUUGAACUUAUAAAAAACCUGGAUAUUGAUUUUAUUUCCCUAGCGGAGAUACCAAUUGAUAAUGUGUAUAACCUUUUGAAAAAAACGCAGAAAAGUCAAGUCAAAAUGGUGAAAGAAAUUCAAGUAUCCACAGGAAUAUCAAAGCUUGAUGCUUUUGUGGAUGAAGAAGAAACCUACAAAUAUAGGAAGGGAAAAUGUAAUAAAAUGGAUAAAUGUUUCGAAGAAGCUGCAGAAGAGUGUACAAUCCCACCAAUGAGAGAAGCAAGGGAAACAAAUUUGGAAGAAACAUUAUACAUGGAUUAUUCUAAACAUAUUAGCAAUUAUGAACUUGACAAAAUGUAUGACGAAUUGGAGAAUUACGCCCUUCGGUGCAGUAGCAGAAAUAACAUUUCUGUAGGAUAUGGAGAAGAAAUAUUUAAAUAUGUGUGCAAACAUGUAUUCAAUUUUAGAGUGGAUGAAAAUGAGUUUCAUUUAAAAUAUCAUGACAUAGUUGUGUUGUCUCUCAUUGAAAAUGGGCAUUGUGUUUUUCGAGUAAUCUUAUCUUACGGUUUUAAAAGCAUGUACAAUGUAAUUAAAAAGUUGAAGGAGAGGAAAAAUGAAAACAUGCCUCAUAUUAAUGAAAGUGUACAACCAGAGGCAAAAAACACACAGGAUAACCCUUCGUGUGGAGUAAAAAAGUACGAUGUGAAAAUUACCUAUAACCUACAAUUCAUAGGCAGAAUUGACUACAUUGAAUUAAUGGCGUGCGAAAAAGGUUGUCUCUUUGGAUGUGCCCAAAAUAUUUUUUCUGAACGCGUUCAUACACGUUCCAUCUGUUCAUGCUACAAUUCUCGAAUUUUUAAAAAAAUAGCAGAACAGGAAGUUAUUGAAAAUUUUGACUUUCUCCAUACAUAUCAGAAGAACAAUGGGAAGAAGAAAUUACAACAGGAACGUGUGGAAAAUGUCAUUUCUUGUUCUAGUAAAACACACGAAAAUUGUAAAAUGCAUGCUAUGGAUUAUGACACAUUACCCCAUGCCAAAAGGGAAACACAAAAUGGUUAUGACUUAUUUGAUGAACAAAAGGUAAAUACGGAAAAACUUUUUCAAAAACUGUAUGACACCAUGCAUAGUGACAAAUUUACUCUGUAUGUAAAUUCCAACAUAUGCGAAAAGGAUUUUACUAUCACUUCUUUUUUAAAAAAUAUUGGAAACUUUUUCAACACGGAGACAUUUCAUAUACUUAAGCGUUCCUUUUUAUCCAAGAAGAAGGUAGACAUAAUCAAUUGGUGA
Plasmodium gonderi is the source of this 2679-nucleotide messenger RNA. RefSeq names its product cytosolic Fe-S cluster assembly factor NAR1. NCBI's taxonomy places the organism in Eukaryota, Apicomplexa, Aconoidasida, Haemosporida, Plasmodiidae. Gene Ontology annotation, cellular component: cytosolic [4Fe-4S] assembly targeting complex. Gene Ontology annotation, biological process: iron-sulfur cluster assembly. Bases 1 to 2679 code for a protein of 892 amino acids. The record is from RefSeq and is a predicted model, not a curated record. The transcript has a single exon. Gene Ontology annotation, molecular function: 4 iron, 4 sulfur cluster binding.